Messenger RNA from Daldinia loculata, 1931 nucleotides. RefSeq lists its product as uncharacterized. Gene Ontology annotation, cellular component: CCR4-NOT core complex; P-body. The transcript has 8 exons. Gene Ontology annotation, biological process: regulation of DNA-templated transcription; nuclear-transcribed mRNA poly(A) tail shortening. NCBI's taxonomy places the organism in Eukaryota, Fungi, Ascomycota, Sordariomycetes, Xylariales, Hypoxylaceae. Bases 159 to 1655 code for a protein of 498 amino acids. The record is from RefSeq and is a predicted model, not a curated record.
GCUUCGUGAAUCCACAUUACCAUUUCGCAAAUAGAAACACCAUUAAGGAUAGCUACUACCCCCACGAAAACCCCACCGAUCACGACGAGUUUAACCCUUCCAAAGUCAAAGUUUAUAGGGAGUUCACGUCAGGACUUCUCUAGUGUGGCAUCGUAGUCAUGAAUCGAACAGGAGCCGUGCCACAAACCCUUCGAGGGAUACCGACUGGAUUCGGAGGCCAGCAACAACCCCAACAACCAGGUAGAACAGUGUCUAAUAGGAUACCGAACGGAAAAUUAGCGAAUAACGGAGCCGGAUGGGCGUUUGGUGGUGUUCCUAUGGGGGGUGCAGGUCUACAAACGUCGUCGAGGCAACUAGGAGGGAACCUCAGUUUUGCUCAAAGUUUAAGCGGUUCGCAACCGGCAACGCCUCUCGAUCUCUCCGAAUUUCCGUCACUCUCCAACAAUUCUCAAUUACAAAGCGCAGGUGCUAGCUCUUUAUGGUCAACAGGAGCAUCAAGAGGUAUGAGCGGUACAAUACAGAGGAACCAGCAACCCACUCCACUCUCCUCUCAACACGCACAGCAGGACGAUUUCUUUUCGCCUUCAAGGAUGAGCUCUAGCCAAAGUCAAUAUCGAUUCGGGAACCAGAAUAGCGUGGCUCAAUCAUCACAACCUCAACCUAACAGUAUCGACGAGUUUCCACCUCUGAAUAAUAACAGCAUCAGAAACAGCAACGGAGAUAUUGGUCAAGAACGCGGGUCAAAUCUAAUGUCGACCCUUGGAUUUGGCGCUCAAGGUAGCGCCGCUCCUGGUUCCCUCCAGGGUCCUAGAUCAGGAAAUGGCUUGCUUAAUGCGCUAUCUGCUAACAACCGAACAACCGAUGUUCGUUCGCCAGAUGGAUCCACUGCCACAGGCUCUUCGCGACCGCAAGACAUUAGAGGUACUGGAACCGGCGGUAACGACGAGGCUCGCCAAAAGCCCCCUGGAUUCCAGGACAACUUGGUUUCUCAGUCAUCUACACAAGAUCCGGCAGCCCUGAAUCCGCUUGGUGCUAUUGGUGCUAUCGGCAGUAACGACGCAUCCUCGAACAAGAACGGCGACCAGAAGGAUGAUCAAUCCCCAUCGGUACAUGACCCUUUAGCAGGCAUGGCACCUAUUGAUAAGUGGGGGAUCAAGGGUCUUCGCACCCUUAUGAACAACUAUCCCGACUACAAUGCAGCUGUUACUGGCUUGGAUCCGACAACACUAGGCGUAGAUUUUACGUCGCCUCAGCUGCUAUCGACGCAAAUAUACUCACUCUUCAAUGAUUCCAUUCCCCGACCAGCAGUUCCCGACUUUCGGUUGCCAGAGUGCUAUAACGUGAAUAACGUACAGCCUCUGGAAAACAAGAUCAGCAACUUCAACGAGGAAACUUUGAUGUGGAUCUUUUACAGUUGUCCUGGAGAUGUCAAGCAGCAUCUUGCUGCUCAUGAACUCUACAACCGCGCCUGGCGAUGGCACAAGAAGCUGAAGAUUUGGCUGACUAAAGACGAACUAAUGCAGCCCCGAAUCCUCAGCACCCAGCAUGAAGAGGGCUACUACAUCAUCUGGAGCACAACAGACUGGCGAAAAGAGCGUCGUACUCUCACACUGCAUUAUGCAGAUUUAGAGGCCAGCAAUGCUGCUUUGCCGUGAAGGGAAGAUUCCCGAGGGAAGAUGGUUGUCUGUGAUAUUGAGCAGUAUGCAAGGCGCAACGAGCCUACAAACAGGGUGGCGUUGGUUUUCACGGAAUGCACAACCUAGGGGGCACGGUUGAUUGCGGGCAACAUAUGGCUUUCAUGCUUGGUAGUCACGGGCGUAGCAAAUGCCCGAGUCGGCAGACAGGCUUUGAUUCAUUAAUAUAGGAUUUUCAAAUCCAUUGCACUGAUCUUCUCCAAGUGAAUAAUGAUUUGUGAAAAUGUAGUUAUAGUA